Prorocentrum cordatum is the source of this 1230-nucleotide messenger RNA. The record is from the annotation of a GenBank genome assembly. NCBI's taxonomy places the organism in Eukaryota, Dinophyceae, Prorocentrales, Prorocentraceae.
CGCUGGGGGCCUCGUAAGCUCCCAAAGAGCAGACACCAAAAGGCCUGCCCCUCUUUCCGUAGCCAUUUGGGCUCAAGGUUGGGGCUCCCCAUUUUCGUCGCCGUCACCGCGAAGGCAUCAGGUUACCCCCAAGAUGACGCUGGUGAAGAGCGGACGUCUGAGGCUGAUGUGCCGCAAGACGGAGCUCUGCAGCUUCUUCCAGAAGGGCGCGUGCAAGCGCGGAUCGGCGUGCGACUUCGCCCACGAGGAGCACGACGUGCGGGAGAAGCCGGACCUCCAACGCACGAAGCCGUGCCCCACGGUGGCGGAGGGCCUGCGCUGCGAGGACCCGAGCUGCCCCUUUGCCCACUACGCCGGCGAGGUCCGCAAGUUCAAACCGUACCUGCCCGUUGUGGAUCGAGACGUCGCCGCGAAGACGAAGAAGAGGUCAGACCGAGCCUUCCGGGCGGGGCACUGCCGCAGCAGCUGCGGCGCGGCCGCCCCGCCCAGCGGCGGGCAGGCAACCUCCGACGCGAGCAGCGACUGCACGGUCGGCCUCCACAGUGACCUCGGCGCAGGCAAGGGCAGCCUCAAGCUGAGCCUCCACGGUAUCAGAGCAAACGCUGGCCGGAUCUCCGACGGCGGCCUCGACCGCCAGCUGCCCGUGUGCCCCGGGGGCGAGCGGCGCCCCGAGCAGCUCAUGUGCCACAAGAAGUACAAGACGCGCAUGUGCUCUUUCUACCUGCUGGGGACCUGCCGGAAGGACGACUGCACCUUCGCCCACGGCCACCACGAGCUGAACACCCCCGCCAGGAGCGAGGAGCACUCGCGCGCCGGCAGCAAGGCGAGCUCGCGCGCCUGCAGUGCGGAGGCGGCCGCGCCGCCGCAGUGCUGGCCGCCGGCGCCCACCGGCAGCACCUCCGAGGGCGCCUCGUCGGAGCGCGAGCCGGGCAGCCCGGGGCAGCAGCGGCCCUCCGAGGGCGACGCGUGGGUGCCGUGCGUGGCCGAGCUCGAGGCCGAGCAGGAGGGGGUGGAGUGCCAGCUGGUCGUGCAGAACACGUUUGUCACGCUCGUGGUGAGCAGCACUCCGAAGGAGCUCCGGCGCUCCUCGUCCGCGCCUCCCGGGAAGUGACGCGCCGGGGCGGCUGCCCCUAUAUGGCGGGCAGAUGUUGGCACCGCUGCCACAUUUUCCUGCUUGCAGAAGCUCGUCUUGCAUGCUCGCACACCGAUCUCUCAAUGAGGAGGAGGGCG